Molecule: messenger RNA, 1437 nt
Organism: Symsagittifera roscoffensis
Lineage: Eukaryota; Metazoa; Xenacoelomorpha; Acoela; Convolutidae
Exons: 3
Coding region: 1-1437 (478 amino acids)
Source: RefSeq, a predicted model, not a curated record
AUGAAACUGAAGGAGACGGAGUCAACACCGAUGCCAAAUACGGCAGAACAGGAAAACAACUCCAUAGAGUUCUCACCAAUAUGCAAUGGAGACGAGGCGACCAACACACCGGAGGCGAUAAAAGACGACUCACAAGCGCAGAGAACGUCUUUUUUCACCGAGAGGAUUGCUGCGAUGGUCGGAAUGAAGCCAAGAAAGAAGGAGGAGAUAAUGGCACCGACCGCGAAAAGCAAAACCAUUGGGACAGUUUCCACGAUAACGACGGAAACCAGGAAGGAUAAAGAGGAAGCCACGCAAGAGGCAACAGCUAUCCAAGAUAAACGAUCUGAUGGAACGAAAACAACUUCAGUAGAUCUGGGAGACUUAAUGAAAAAAUUUAAUGAUAUAGACAAAAAUUUGAAGUGCAGUGAGGAGGACCGCCAAGAGCUGAAGAAGGAAAUAAGACACAACAAAAACGAGAACCUGGAUAACUACUAUGUCCUAGCAAGGGCCACGGAAGAAAAGCUACAACAGAUGUCGGACAAGGUAGAGACUACCGACAAAGAGCGAGAGAAACAUAUCAAGAAGGUUAUGGAAGAAAAGAAGAAACGAUCCGCAACAGAAGAAACGGGAGUCUACACCGUUAUCCCGGAUUGCAACGAGCAUAGGGACAGUAGCGUCCAAGACUACUAUGAAGGUUGGAACCUCAAAUUCGACGAAUGCACGGGGAAUCGAAAGGCAGGAACAUGCAAGGUGGGAGCCAAUCACAAAGGUCGUCAUGGUACAAGCCUAGAGACAUGCAAUGGAGACGAGGCGACCAACACACCGGAGACGAUAAAAGACGACUCACAAGCGCAGAGAACGUCUUUUUUCACCGAGAGGAUUGCUGCGAUGGUCGGAAUGAAGCCAAGAAAGAACGAGGAGAUAAUGGCACCGACCGAGAAAAGCAAAACCAUUGGGACAGUUUCCACGAUAACGACGGAAACCAGGAAGGAUAAAGAGGAAGCCACGCAAGAGGCAACAGCUAUCCAAGACAAACGAUCUGAUGGAACGAAAACAACUUCAGUAGAUCUGGGAGACUUAAUGAAAAAAUUAAAUGAUAUAGACAAAAAUUUGAAGUGCAGUGAGGAGGACCGCCAAGAGCUGACGAAGGAAAUAAGACACAACAAAAUCGAAAACCUGGAUAACUACUAUGUCUUAGCAAGGGCCACGGAAGAAAAGCUACAACAGAUGUCGGACAAGGUAGAGACUACCGACAAAGAGCGAGAGAAACAUAUCAAGAAGAUUAUGGAAGAAAAGAAGAAACGGUAUGACACCGUGAACGAGAAGUUGUGGACUCUAGAGACCAGAAUGGAUACGAUGAGCAAGGAUCAAGCUGAAAGUUCUUGUGCCAUACAGUCCAAGCUGGAUGCAAUCUUGAGAAACUCCAUAGCACAAGAUAAAUUCGUGACUUUGUAG